Molecule: messenger RNA, 563 nt
Organism: Filobasidium floriforme
Lineage: Eukaryota; Fungi; Basidiomycota; Tremellomycetes; Filobasidiales; Filobasidiaceae
Product: NADH-ubiquinone oxidoreductase B18 subunit-domain-containing protein
Exons: 5
Coding region: 148-396 (82 amino acids)
Cellular component (GO): mitochondrion
Source: RefSeq, a predicted model, not a curated record
CGUGGGCGGCCUCUCGAAUCGGUCGUCGACCAUAUUCAAUUGGCCAUCUUCCUCAAUCGACCCCAUUAUCAAUCUUGAACUCCCGCUAGCCUGCACAGACAACCAACCCCUGACCUUAGAUCUCACUCAGAAUCGUUAUUGUACACCAUGGCCGCUUCGACAACCGCUUCUCAGGGGGAGAUGGACGCUUCCCGGGUACCCAUUCAGUGGAGGGACCAGUGUUCGGCUCUCCUUAUUCCUCUCAACAAGUGCCGACACAAGACUCUUUACGCUCCCUGGAAAUGCGAGGAUGAGAGGCACGGUUACGAGAAGUGUCAAUACGACGACUUCCUCCGACGAACAAAAGAGCUCGUCGCCCAGAAGAAGGCUGCUGCCGAAGCUGCCGACGAUGAAUAGAUGGAGGGGGAGAUAGGAGCUCGUAGGCAGGCAGGAGAGGGAAGGGAUCCCUGAGGGUUAGCGAGGGACGUAAAUGUCUCCCUAGAGGCGUUUUGUAUCAUCAAGCAGAUGGAAGGAAUGGGUCAGGGUAUCGAAUCAGAUUCAUUCGCGACAAUAUGGGGACCAGU